CAAAGCAGAACAGAUGAUUUUGGUUUAAAUGGCGAACGUAGAAGGAAUUGCCGGGGUCGACUGCCGAUGAGAUUCCGGAAUCAUCCAUGAUCGAUUAGUGCUUUUUAGACAUUUUCUACUGCAAAAAUGAAGAGCACUAUUUUGGUGUUGGUUUGGUGUUGCGUCAGUCUCGUCAACAGCGACGAACACACUCAUACGUACGAUGAAAAUGAGGAAGUUGUGCUGUGGAUGAACACUGUCGGGCCGUACCACAACCGCCAAGAGACUUACGCCUACUUUUCCUUGCCAUUCUGCGUGGGUUCCAAGCAGGCAAUCAGCCACUACCAUGAGACGCUCGGGGAGGCCCUUCAGGGCGUUGAGCUCGAGUUUUCCGGGCUCGACAUCGAGUUCAAAGCCGACAUCUCGGCUACACCGUACUGCGAAAUCGAGCUGACCGAUGACAAGCAGAAAGCAUUUGUUUACGCUGUGAAAAACCACUAUUGGUACCAAAUGUACAUAGACGACCUUCCUAUUUGGGGAAUCGUCGGGGAGAGUGAGGAAAAUGGAGGCACCGUGAACCACUUCAUUUGGACGCACAAGAAGUUUGACAUUGGAUACAAUGGCAACAAAAUUGUCGACGUCAACUUGACCUCCGAGAACAAAGUUCGGCUGGACCUGAAUGCCAAAAUUCCGUUCACUUACGAAGUCAAUUGGCGGAAGUCGCCGAUUAAGUACGAGGACCGAUUCGACAAGUACUUGGACCCUAACUUCUUCCAGCACAGAAUCCACUGGUUCAGCAUUUUCAACAGUUUCAUGAUGGUCAUAUUCCUUGUUGGCCUGGUGUCCAUGAUUUUGAUGAGAACGCUGAGGAAAGACUACGCAAGAUACAGCAAAGACGAAGAAAUGGACGACAUGGAGCGCGAUUUGGGCGACGAGUACGGUUGGAAGCAGGUUCACGGUGAUGUGUUCAGGCCCGCCUCGCAGCCCAUGAUCUUUUCAGCCCUGAUAGGAACGGGUUAUCAGGUCGUCACGGUUUCUCUCUGCGUCAUAAUCUUCGCCAUUCUGGGAGAGCUCUACACCGAGCGAGGCUCUCUGCUGAGCACGGCCAUCUUUGUUUACGCUGCGACCUCGCCAAUCAACGGCUACUGCGGCGGCAGCCUGUACGCCAGGAUGGGCGGCAAGGUGUGGAUUCGGCAGAUGCUGCUGUCGGCCUUCCUGCUGCCGGCGAUGGUGUGCGGAACCGCCUUCCUCAUCAACUUCAUCGCCAUCUACUACCACGCGUCGCGCGCCAUUCCGUUCGGCACCAUGGUGGCUGUGACCUGCAUCUGCCUGUUCGUCAUCCUGCCGCUGACCCUGGUGGGCACCGUGCUCGGACGCAACCUUGCCGGCCAACCGGACUACCCUUGCCGCAUCAACGCCGUGCCCAGGCCCAUUCCGGAGAAGAAGUGGUUCAUGGAGCCCGCGGUCAUCGUCGGACUCGGAGGAAUCUUGCCCUUUGGUUCUAUUUUCAUCGAAAUGUACUUCAUCUUCACAUCGUUCUGGGCUUACAAGAUUUACUACGUCUAUGGUUUCAUGCUGCUGGUGUUUGUGAUCCUGAUGAUUGUCACCGUGUGCGUCACCAUCGUGUGCACCUACUUCCUGCUCAACGCCGAAGACUACCGGUGGCAGUGGACCAGCUUCCUGUCGGCUGCUUCCACGUCGGGAUACGUUUAUCUCUACUCCUUCUACUACUUCUUCUUUAAGACAAAGAUGUAUGGAUUGUUUCAGACAAUGUUUUACUUUGGGUACAUGGCACUGUUCAGUCUGACGCUGGGCUUGUUGUGCGGCACCGUCGGCUACAUCGGCACCAGCUUCUUUGUCCGCAAGAUCUACUCCACCGUGAAGAUCGACUGAGCCGCUACUUUAUUUCAGCUGUUAAACACUAUAAAUGUCUUACUCUGUUUUCACGCGAGUUUUGUGAGUAUUUUCCUCAAAAGUCCUCGUUUUUCUGUGACCACGAACCAACUGAUGCACGAGUAGAAAACGAUUUAUUUUAUUUUGCCGUCUCAAAUCUGACCCGGAAGCGCACAAUACAUAAAUUUGUGCGAGUUGUAACGUACUAGGAAAAUUAAGAGCCAGGUCUUGUUUGAGUGGUGCCGUUCGCCAGCCCUGUUUUCCAAGACUGGCGGCAUUGGCUUGAAGCAUUCCAGCGUAGUCACCAGUGAUCAGGAUGUGUUUUGCUGCACGAAGACUCAUUCAAAUUGAACAUUAUUUGUGUAUAUUAUCAGAGUUUUAUUUAUUUUGUUAAGUGCGAGUGAAUGGAGUCGUGAUGAUUAUCUGUCAGUGGCAUUUCAGUCAUCAGCUUUUUCUCUUCGUUUCUAUAUAGUGAGGUAAUUUUGAAGAAUAAGAGUUGGUGACUAUUGUUGUGUGAUGUCGCGGCAUUAUCUGACUACUUCUUGCAAAAUGGACUUUUUUAUGAAAAUAUGUAAAAAAAAUGUUCUCAUAAAUGUAUUACUGUCGGAUGCAUGUUCACAAGGUAUAAAUAUAAAAGAUACGAAUAAUAUCAAAA
Cloeon dipterum is the source of this 2527-nucleotide messenger RNA. It is a transcript of the gene TM9SF3, whose product is annotated as transmembrane 9 superfamily protein member 3. The coding region runs from base 127 to 1872 and encodes 581 amino acids. The transcript is spliced from 9 exons. NCBI's taxonomy places the organism in Eukaryota, Metazoa, Arthropoda, Insecta, Ephemeroptera, Baetidae. Gene Ontology annotation, cellular component: membrane. Gene Ontology annotation, biological process: protein localization to membrane. The record is from RefSeq and is a predicted model, not a curated record.